UUCUGCCACUUUGAGAGACUUGUGUUAACAGAGAAAAAAAACUAUAUACCAUAAACUGAGAAAGAGAGAGAGAGAGAGAGAGAUUAAUGGAGGAUUCAAUUGAUGAUAAUAAAAAGAAAAGAGACGGGGAAGAAAUUAAGCUUCCAGGUUUUAGAUUUCACCCAACAGACGAAGAACUUGUGGGGUUUUAUCUGAGAAGAAAGGUGGAAAAGAAACCGAUCAGUAUUGAACUAAUCAAACAGAUUGACAUCUAUCAAUAUGAUCCUUGGGAUCUUCCAAAAGUUAGCAAUGUGGGAGAAAAAGAACGGUAUUUCUAUUGCAAGAGAGGAAGAAAAUACAGAAACAGCAUAAGGCCAAAUAGGGUGACCGGUUCAGGGUUUUGGAAGGCAACCGGCAUCGACAAGCCCAUCUAUUCGUCGUCAACCAAAGAACCCCAUCAUCACCAUCACCAUCACCAUCAUCAGCAUGAUCGUCAUCAGCACCAGCAUUUAUGCACAUGCAUUGGGCUCAAGAAAUCCCUUGUCUACUAUCGAGGCUGUGCCGGCAAGGGCACCAAGACCGAUUGGAUGAUGCAUGAGUUUCGCCUUCCCCCUAAUGGGAACCACACCACCAAGGCCCAAGAAGCGUUGCAUGCAUGCAGGAAGUUUGGACGCUUUGUCGAAUCUUCAAACGAACCCCGCCAAACAACAAGUACCCACCAACCACGGUGGCAUCAACGGCGGCUUGGAAAUUCAGUGCCACCACAACAAUCAAACAAAGCGGAACUGAUUCUCCCACAACUUGUUGUAGCAGCUUGGAAGAUGUUUCUCAAAGCCAAAACAGCUACGACAAGUGCAAGAGCCUUUGUGACACAAUCAUCCAACAAAAGGGUAACAAACCAGACAUGUCCAUGGACCAAGUUGAUGCAAGAAACUACUUCCUUUAUGGCGGCACUCUUCCAUUGUCAACGCAGCAAGCUCCAUUUACAGCCACGAAUUUCCCCACUUUUUGCAACCACCCCAGUGGCGAUGUCGAUGUGUUUAGUAAUGGAAAUUGGGAUGAGUUGAGACCAGUAGUCGAGGUAGCCCUUGAACCCUAUACCAGCCAUGCCUUUGAUUUUACAUAAAUGGGGUUGCCGGAGAAUGAAGGUAUAUAUAUAUAUAAUGAUUUGGAAGAUGAAAUGGAGAUGAUGUUAAUUGAGUUGAAUCUUUGUUUGGUUAACACUAUUCGAAAGUUUUCAUUUAAAUCAUUAAACUAUUUGAAAGUUUCUAUUUAAGUUAUUAUGAUGUGAACUUUUUUAA
This is a messenger RNA of Gossypium raimondii (Peruvian cotton), 1280 nucleotides long. RefSeq names its product transcription factor JUNGBRUNNEN 1. Gene Ontology annotation, molecular function: DNA binding. Gene Ontology annotation, biological process: regulation of DNA-templated transcription. The transcript has 3 exons. Bases 87 to 1046 code for a protein of 319 amino acids. The record is from RefSeq and is a predicted model, not a curated record. Lineage: Eukaryota; Viridiplantae; Streptophyta; Magnoliopsida; Malvales; Malvaceae.